UGUCAUGAUUGUUUGCUACAUAUACUUCACAAGAAUAAUAGUCUACCUGUUGAAGAUCACAGUGCCGUUCCAGUAUGAGUGGCUGGGUCAGUUCUUUGCGGAGCUGGCCACAUACGUGUUCUUUGUCAUGACGGGUUACAAGUUCCGCCCUGCCUCCAACAACCCCUACCUACAAGUCUCACAGGAAGACGAGGACAUCGAGAUGGAAAAAGUUGUAACAGAAACAGGCUGGAACGAGGGCGUGGUCAGGGUCAACCAGGGGGGCAAGGUCACCAGCACCCAGGACGGCCUGGCCAAUCCCAAGCCACCAGACAACAGCCAUGACGCCUAAGCAAGCAGCUGUGUCAUUGGACAGUGUGAGAAAAAAAUGAGAAAGACUUCUUGCCAGGAGAUUGCACAUUGAGGAAAACUUUAAAAUUUGAAGAGAAAUUUAAAGGCAUCUGAAUGCAGUUUUUAUGGCUUGGAAACCAGAUUUUUCAAAGUCAAUAUUCUAGUCACUUAUCUACAUACUGAGUUA
Molecule: messenger RNA, 517 nt
Organism: Branchiostoma belcheri (Belcher's lancelet)
Lineage: Eukaryota; Metazoa; Chordata; Leptocardii; Amphioxiformes; Branchiostomatidae
Product: protein GPR107-like
Exons: 4
Coding region: 5-331 (108 amino acids)
Biological process (GO): transport
Cellular component (GO): membrane; Golgi apparatus
Source: RefSeq, a predicted model, not a curated record